AUUGCAAUACUUAAACUUCCAUACUCAAAAAGGCUAGAACCCAGAGCCGUAAAGUUAAUAAAAAAAUAACACUUUGACGUAACUUUGACGUAAACUUUCUUGUCUGUGUUUCGCGCGCGUCGCUUUUUUUAUGCUUUUGUGUCACUGUUGGAAACGCUAUUUGUAAACAUUACUAUUACUAUUAAAGUAAUAUGUAUUAAUUAAUGCAAAAACAUAUUAAUAGGUAUAUACUAAUUAGUAAAAACAUGCCGAAUUGAGUACCUCCUUCUUAAUUUUUGGAAGUUUUUUAUAAGUUUAUAACAAAACAAUGGCAUCGGUGGAUUCGGUGGCGGCAAAAAUUACUUUUUCUGCCGACGAGAAAGAUUUAUUAGUUUCCCUUGUAAAACGAGAAAAAGUUAUAGAAGACAAGCGGACGAACAGAGUCACCAAUAAAUUGAAGGCUGACGCCUGGGAGAGGAUACAAAAGAAAUAUAAUAGCCACGAUUUUGUUAGUAAGAGGGAAAUCAUACAAUUGAAAAGAUGCUGGGAGAAACUAAAAAGGGCAAUAAAGGAGGCCCAAUCCCAAGAAAUAAAAUGUGGACUGUCAUCUAGCAAUGGCAGCCCGCCUCCCAGUGAAGAUUACGUACCAGGAGAAUAUGAGGUGGUACCACAUACAGUAGACUGUGACCCUGCCUUAUCAGCAACAACCAUGGCCACAGACCUCAUCACCACAAGGCAAAGCAACAUUUUACAAGGACGAGAGGAACAGAAACAACUCUUCCUCAUUCGCCGUUCCAUUCUGAUGAUAGAAAAAGAGAUAGCUGCAGAAAAGUUGAGAAGUUUAAUAGAGAUUAAUAGGACCAAAGAGUUGAUGGAAGUAGAGAAAUUGGAGCACCAGAGGGAGUUGCACAAAAUAGAGUUGCAGCAUGCUUUAGGCCCUCCUCAGAAACUUGGGUCAGAUUCUCAGCUGCAGAAAAGUUGAGAAGUUUAAUAGAGAUUAAUAGAACCAAAGAGAUAAUGUAAGUAGAGAAAUUGGAGCACCAGAGGGAGUUGCACAAAAUAGAGUUGCAGCAUGCUUUAGGCCCUCAGAAACUUGGGUCAGAUUCUCAUUAAAGUGAAUACUUCUUUGGGCGCAUUGGCAAAAUCAAGAGUUUAAUAUUUAAAAAAUCUAAAUAUUUUUAUUCAAUUAAACUUUUAAAAGUACUUUUGAAUCGUCAAAAGCAUCUACCACUGGUUCGGAAUGCCUUUCCUACUGAAGAAGAAAUAGCAAGAAACUCGGCGGUUGCUCUUUUCCAAGAUUUGAUUGAUAUACAAUAAUGAUUAAGCUUGAAUAAGAUAGUGUAAAAUAAUUCUGUGAUUAUUCCUACUUGCCAAUAAAAAUUGAACUUUC
Molecule: messenger RNA, 1369 nt
Organism: Maniola jurtina (meadow brown)
Lineage: Eukaryota; Metazoa; Arthropoda; Insecta; Lepidoptera; Nymphalidae
Exons: 2
Coding region: 308-961 (217 amino acids)
Source: RefSeq, a predicted model, not a curated record